AUGUUAAUUAAUCACAUCAAUGGUAUCAGUAAUUCUAAAAAAAUUGUGCAAAUGACCUUGGAUAGAAAUGUUGUUCAAGUUUGGGAUUCCAUCACCCUCGCAUCAAAUACUCUCAAUAUAGUAAUGAGAAAUAUUUCUCAAUGUUGUAGUGGAAAGCCGAAUACUUCUGGAGGGUAG
Molecule: messenger RNA, 177 nt
Organism: Acaulospora colombiana
Lineage: Eukaryota; Fungi; Glomeromycota; Glomeromycetes; Diversisporales; Acaulosporaceae
Source: the annotation of a GenBank genome assembly